AUGGAAAAUGAGAUUGGAAAGAUCCUUUGUGAUUUAGAAAGGAUUUUUCCGCCAUCAUUCUUUGAUGUCAUGGUUCAUCUUUCGGUUCAUCUUGCUUCAGAGGCCAAAUUAGGAGGGACAGUUCAUUACCGUUGGAUGUAUCCAGUCGAGAGGUAUUUAUCUACAUUAAAAUCUUACGUCAAAAAUAGGAGUAAACCCGAGGGUUCCAUUGCAGAAGGAUAUUUAGCUGAAGAAUGUUUGUCAUUUUGUUCAUUGUACUUAUCAAGUGAUGUCGAGACCAUACAUAAUAAGACAAGUCGGAAUUAUGAUGACGGUGGUUUUGAGGAUAUUUUACCUAUCUUUUCUAUGUCGGGUCGGCCGAUUGGUGCUACAGUGAGAACAUCUGUUCGUCAUGAAAAUCGGAAAUUACGUGAGCGUGAGAUUCAACGUUUACAUAGCGAGACUUUUGAGUCGUGGUUUCAAGAUCAUGUUGAGGAGCUGCAUACUAGAGGGGAUCAUAGAAUCACGGAAGAUCUAAGAAACUUGGCAAGUGGCCCAGCUGAGUUUGUGAAAAAAUAUAAGGGAUUUAUCAUAAAUGGUUUUCGAUUUCACACAAAAGAUCUGGAACAGAAUAGGAAAACACAAAAUAGUGGAGUUAUGCUUGAGGCCAUGACUAAUAGCUUCUCAAGUGCUAAAGAUAACAAUCCUAUCGUGGGAGAUGUAACAUACUAUGGGGUUUUGAAUGAUAUCAUUGAGUUGGAAUAUGCUGUUUACAGGAAAGUAGUUUUGUUCCAUUGUGAUUGGAUCUCGAAUGGUUCAAGGAAAAAGCAAGAUGAGAAUGGGUUUACUCUACUCAAUUUUGAAGAUCGUGUUGACAAAGGAUGGAAAGUUGUGAUCAAGACAACGCCUAGAGAUUCUUAUGACAUGAAUGAACAAACAUGUCUUGAGAAUGUGGAAACACAUUUGCAGAGUGACACAUCUACGGGUCCUCAACUUGAUGAAAAUAUGAAUAUUGAAUUGGUUAGAAAGGGUUUAAAUGGGACCGUUGUUGAAAAAAAAUACCUUAGUUUUUGA
This is a messenger RNA of Helianthus annuus (common sunflower), 1053 nucleotides long. RefSeq lists its product as uncharacterized. The transcript has 5 exons. Bases 1 to 1053 code for a protein of 350 amino acids. NCBI's taxonomy places the organism in Eukaryota, Viridiplantae, Streptophyta, Magnoliopsida, Asterales, Asteraceae. The record is from RefSeq and is a predicted model, not a curated record.